Seriola dumerili (greater amberjack) is the source of this 1533-nucleotide messenger RNA. It is a transcript of the gene nup43, whose product is annotated as nucleoporin 43. Gene Ontology annotation, molecular function: protein binding. Gene Ontology annotation, cellular component: nuclear pore outer ring. The record is from RefSeq and is a predicted model, not a curated record. Bases 118 to 1236 code for a protein of 372 amino acids. The transcript has 8 exons. Lineage: Eukaryota; Metazoa; Chordata; Actinopteri; Carangiformes; Carangidae.
CUCCGUAGUUACGUGCCUAGUAGCAGGCGCGUACAGUUCGGUUGCACUCACGAAUGCUAAGCUAAUACCGGUUAACGUUUUUUUUAACCUAAAGUGUGAUAGACUGUUUCUGUUUCAAUGGAGAGUAUAAAUGCUAAAUACGUGUCCCAGAAAAUCAGCAAAACGAGAUGGAAACCAGUGUCGUAUUCGUCUCUGCAACAACCAGAAGUCUUUGCGACUGGCUCGUGGGACAACGAGGACAACAAGAUUUCCUUCUGGUCUAUUGGGAAUCAUGGAGGUCCUGGCAUGGAAGAUGGAUUUGAAGGCGAUCCACAGCUAUUAUGUGAACACAAGCAUGAUGGAGAUGUUCUAGACCUUCAGUUUCUGGACCAAGACAGAAUCGUAACAGCAUCUUCAACUGGAGCAGUCACCAUCUUCCGCCACCACCAAAACAGUCAGACAAUAUCAGUUUCUCAGCACUGGACAAGAGCACAUCGUUACCCUUGUGACAACGCCCCCUGUACUGGUGUUGUGUGCAGCAGUCCGGAGAUUGUUACGGUUGGUGAAGAUGGCAGGAUCAUCGUCUUCAGAGCCGACCAAGAAGGAGUGAUUCGAGUCAUAGAGAAUGCAGACAGCAGCACGAUUCAUGCCGUGACUUACCUGAGGACAACAGAGAUUUUGACAGUGAACUCUAUCGGCCAACUCAAGCUGUGGGAUUUCAGACAACAGAGCAACUCGCCAUCCCAGAUUCUCUCCCUGUCGGGGGAUAGAGUUCCUCUGCACUGUGUGGACAGACAUCCCAACCAACAGCAUAUUGUGGCCACAGGAGGCCAGGACGGCAUGCUCUGUGUCUGGGAUGUGAGACAAGGCAACACUCCCUUCUCACUCAUGGAGGCACACUCUGCUGAAAUGUGGGAGGUCCACUUCCACCCGACCAACCCAGACCAUCUGUUCACAUGCUCAGAGGACGGCUCGCUGCUGCACUGGGAGACAUCGUCACAUUCAGAAAUGCCUUCCUUCCUACAAGGUGGCAGGAACAGCAGCAUGCUCUCUCGCAGUGCAAUGGCUCCGGCUGGAGGGAACCAGUCCCUCAUCAGCGCCUGGCUGAGCGGAGACUCCAGUAAAGGUCGUCUGGAGACAACUCACAUGCUGCCCAGCCAGACGCUGUCGGUCAACAGCUUGGAUGUACUUGGACAAUGUCUUGUCUGUGGGACUGACGGAGAAGCUAUUUUUGUCAACAGACAGGUCCCAGUUUAAAAAGUAUUUGUUAGUGCACAGGACAAGAUGUUUAUUUACAGUCAGUUUCAGCCACAACGGAGGUUUUAUUGUCUGCCUUGAUCACACAGGGAGCCACGAAUACUAUAUGUUCAAAAGCGUGCUUGUGACAUUUUGGCCUGUGUAUUUUUCUGUUAAUAGUUUCAUACACAUUUUGCAGUUUCAUUGAUGGAUCAUCAUGGCUCAAGGUAAAUCAUUCCAAGCAGUUUAUUUGUUUUCAGCAGUACCUUUUUGUAUGAAUGUCAUUUAAAAUGGUUUUGAAAUAAAUAAAUAAAUAAA